UCACUCAUUAAUCCAUUUCACUCUCACUCAUGGUUAUCUCAAGGCAUCAUCUCUGUUUGAGUAGAGAAUGAGUGAAGAAGAUGCCUUCUCAUCAUCAUCUAACCCCUCAAAUCGCCCUCCACUGCGAUGAGGAGGAAUACUAUUGGGACUCCGAUAACAAUCACACCAUCUCUAAUUACUAUAAUACCCCUCACUUUAACUACGACGACGACGACGAGCUCGCCUCUCUACUGCGCAAAGAGCAGGACCACCAACCGCUCGUCAAAAUCCCGGCUACGGCGAGAGCCGAGGCGGUUGGCUGGAUCCUUAAAGUUGUUCGCUACUAUUCCUUCUCCGCGCUCACUGCGGUGCUUGCGGUUAACUACUUCGAUCGAUUUCAAAAUAGCUCUGAAUCUCGUGUAGAGAAGCCAUGGAUGGCGCAAUUGACUGCUGUUGCCUGCAUUUCCUUGGCUGCCAAAGUGGAGGAGACUCACGUUCCCCUGCUCCUCGAUCUCCAAGUGGUGGAAGAGACCGAUUACGUUUUCGAAUCGAAAACGAUUCAGAGGAUGGAGAUUUUAGUCCUUUCCACUCUCGAUUGGAAGAUGAAUCCGGUUACUCCAGUUUCGUUUCUCGACUGCAUCGCCAGAAAGUUAGGGCUCUUCAGCGAGAUCUGCAGACACUUUCUUAGGAGAUGUCAUUGCCUUCUUCUCUCUCUACUUUCUGACUGUAGAUUCAUGAGCUAUCCGCCGUCUGCAUUGGCGACCGCCACAAUGCUGUAUGUAAUCAGCAGCGUCGAGCCAACAAUCGGCGUCGAUUAUCACGAUCAGCUCAUCGGAAUUCUCGGAAUCGACAAGGAUAAGGUGGAGAGUUGUUGUAAGCUGAUCGAGGAGGUGGCCACCGGCGACGGCUAUUUAUACUCGUGUAACAAGAGGAAGCUCCCCGGCAGCCCCAAAGGGGUGGUGGACGUCUACUUCAGCUCCGACGAUUCCUCCGCCGCCUCGUCGCCGGAGCACCUCACGAAGAAAUUCAAGUCCUCAUAAUUAAUUAACUAAUGCAUUUUUUCCUCUCUUCAUUUAUGUCCCUUUUUAUUUAUCUAUUUUUAAAUCUCUGUGUAGAAUAACAUUUUCUACCAAAUCUCUGAAUGCAUUUCCAGCAAAAUGACCAACUUCAUUUGUAA
Salvia hispanica is the source of this 1156-nucleotide messenger RNA. Its product is annotated as cyclin-D3-3-like. Lineage: Eukaryota; Viridiplantae; Streptophyta; Magnoliopsida; Lamiales; Lamiaceae. The record is from RefSeq and is a predicted model, not a curated record.